This is a messenger RNA of Purpureocillium takamizusanense, 1040 nucleotides long. RefSeq lists its product as uncharacterized. The record is from RefSeq and is a predicted model, not a curated record. Bases 160 to 420 code for a protein of 86 amino acids. The transcript is spliced from 5 exons. Lineage: Eukaryota; Fungi; Ascomycota; Sordariomycetes; Hypocreales; Ophiocordycipitaceae.
AAACGCAGCAGGAAUUGGGCCUUCGCCGGGCUAUCGUUCAACGACGCAUUACGACAACUAAUUACGGCCGGCCACGAUACCAACUGGCCCAAGCCUUGCGCCACCGUUCAGCCCAAACUUGUUUCCCACCAAAGUCCGCUUUGCCGGCACGCCGCCACGAUGCCGGUUCCCUUCGAGACCUUGUUGCCCUACGCCAUCAUGAUCGGCAUGUUUGGUGUGACGGGUACAGGUCUUGCAGCUGUGAAGACGUGGAGGAACGAAGGGAAGCGCCCACGAUAUUCGCUUGAUCAAUGGGACAAGCAAAUGAUGGAGCGCGAUCGCCGGCUCACAGGAACAUUGCGAGGACAAACAAAUCAACCCGAGGCGCCAUUGGGUUUUGAGUUCAGCAACGGUUGGAAGUUGGAGAAGCGCUUCUCUUGAGAAAGCGGACGAGCCGCAUUAGAUACUGUGGAACACAGCUGUAUAUAACACCAGGGAUAACGUGUUGGCGAGGAUGAGCGACAGUGCGAAAGAGGUCUACAUCUAUUGCGCACCGCGGCGCAUUUAGAGCCAGAAUUGACAGAACGUCACCUUCUGCCCAAAGGUUCCAUUCAGAUGGCAAUAUCUGCCCUGUUCUUAUUCAGAUUCUCGAGGAGCGUGCAUGCCUGGCACACGUCUUGGCUUGACAUGUAGCCGCACCGUACGCAAUGCCCCAGAGUUUGAAGCUGGCCAGAAGAGCGGUCCUGUGUUCGGCGAUUCCUGACCGGGAGCUGCAAUGAUGCUACCUCCUUCGGCUGUCCAUGACGGGUUAUCUCCGUUUCAAGGCCAUUUGGUUGACCUCGUUUGGUGGCUUUCGAUUCCUCGGGUGGCAAUCGUAUUGCCGCGUUGCGACUCUCAGCCGAUCCGCAUCCUCCCAUACCUUCACCCUCGUCGCAUGCACAAGGGUCCUGAUCUUUGUUUGGCGUCAGCCUGGCCAUGUCCUCCCCACUCCGUACAAUAUCAAGUAUCGCGCUUGGUCGAACCCUUUCCAGGCUUUUUAUCAAGCUCCUUGCUGUUCCUCG